Phyllostomus discolor (pale spear-nosed bat) is the source of this 7221-nucleotide messenger RNA. It is a transcript of the gene PANK3, whose product is annotated as pantothenate kinase 3. Bases 361 to 1473 code for a protein of 370 amino acids. Gene Ontology annotation, molecular function: pantothenate kinase activity; ATP binding. The record is from RefSeq and is a predicted model, not a curated record. Gene Ontology annotation, biological process: coenzyme A biosynthetic process. The transcript is spliced from 7 exons. Lineage: Eukaryota; Metazoa; Chordata; Mammalia; Chiroptera; Phyllostomidae. Gene Ontology annotation, cellular component: nucleus; cytosol.
CCUGGGCGGGCUAUUUCUCAGUGAGGCGGCGGCUACUGGGGGACCGGGGCCUUUUGUUUAGAGCAGCUGUGGGGGGCGGGGGCCCCCGGGAGAGGCGAGGCCGGCGGCCUUCCCCAGCUCGCUGGGUCCUGGCCACCCCUCUAGGGGGUUGGGGGACCAACCCCUGGGCCGGCCUCGCCUCGGGCGCUGCCGUCCCGCCCUAGGCCCGCCCUGCCCGCCCCGCCCGGCUAGCUGAAGGGGUGGAACCGGCCGGGCCUCCUCGCAGGGCCUAGCCACCUCCGGAGUCGCUGCUGCCGUCGCCGCCGUCACCACCCUCCGUGCACCGAACACAGGCUGCCCCUCGCCCCUCAGGCCGUCGCCAUGAAGAUCAAGGACGCCAAGAAACCCUCUUUCCCAUGGUUUGGCAUGGACAUCGGGGGAACGCUAGUAAAGCUCUCAUAUUUUGAGCCUAUUGACAUCACAGCCGAGGAAGAACAAGAAGAAGUUGAGAGCCUGAAAAGUAUCCGGAAAUAUUUGACUUCUAAUGUAGCAUAUGGAUCCACUGGCAUUCGGGAUGUGCACCUUGAACUGAAGGAUUUAACACUCUUUGGCCGGAGAGGGAACCUGCACUUUAUCAGAUUUCCAACCCAGGACCUGCCUACUUUUAUUCAAAUGGGACGAGAUAAAAACUUCUCAACCUUACACACGGUGCUCUGUGCUACAGGAGGUGGUGCUUACAAGUUUGAAGAAGAUUUUCGCACAAUUGGAAACCUCCACCUGCACAAACUGGAUGAACUUGACUGUCUUGUGAAGGGCUUGCUGUAUAUAGAUUCUGUCAGUUUCAAUGGACAAGCAGAGUGCUAUUAUUUUGCUAAUGCCUCAGAACCUGAGCAAUGCCAAAAGAUGCCUUUUAACCUGGACGACCCCUACCCACUGCUGGUGGUCAACAUUGGCUCGGGAGUCAGCGUCUUAGCGGUGCACUCCAAAGACAGCUACAAACGAGUGACCGGCACAAGCCUUGGAGGGGGCACCUUUCUGGGCUUAUGCAGUUUACUGACCGGCUGUGAGAGCUUUGAAGAGGCGCUUGAAAUGGCGUCCAAAGGUGACAGCACCCACGCCGACAAGCUGGUCCGUGACAUUUAUGGAGGGGAUUAUGAAAGAUUCGGUCUGCCAGGUUGGGCUGUAGCAUCUAGUUUUGGCAACAUGAUUUACAAGGAGAAGCGCGAAUCUGUUAGUAAAGAAGAUCUAGCAAGAGCUACUUUAGUUACCAUCACCAAUAAUAUCGGUUCUGUGGCACGAAUGUGUGCUGUUAAUGAGAAAAUAAACAGAGUUGUCUUUGUUGGAAACUUCUUACGAGUCAAUACUCUCUCGAUGAAGCUUCUGGCGUAUGCACUGGAUUAUUGGUCGAAAGGACAACUGAAAGCAUUGUUUCUAGAGCAUGAGGGGUACUUCGGAGCAGUUGGUGCACUUCUUGGGCUGCCGAAUUUCAGCUAAAGCAUCGGGUUUCUGUCUGCUAAUGUCACCCAGGAGGAACUGAAAACCAGAGGCAUUUUACUGUGUUAUUUGUCACUGGGAACCAAAGGAUGAAAGAGUAGCACUAUUUCUGUUAAUUUUUAAAUGUCAAAACAGUAAGCUGCUAAAUGUUGCCAUAUUACAGCGAGAACUGGGUAACAGGUGAAGUGUUUCCAACUGAAAUGCUUUCCCUUCUGUACAUAGCCAGUGUUAAAUCCUUAAAUGCAAUACAGCCUCUGAUUACUGAGCUUCUCUCAAACAGAUUUUCUAUUUUAUGUAGCCAACAUUGCGGUACUGUACGCUCAAACACAAAUCUUUAAAGUCUCAGACGUGUUUAGCUCAUGAAAAUAAUUAAUUCUGAGUACGUGUUACAAGUCUGUUCUAUGUGUGCUUUGGUUACUGGUAAGCAGACAGUAACGUACCCUGUAUCAAAAUUAAUUGAAAUGGCAAUCAAAGAUGAUCAUUUUUAUGUGAUUUUGGAAAUGUUAAGGGAAUAUUGAUUAUUCAUUAUCAUAGUUUUCCUAACAUGCCCCCACCAAAAUCAUGUUUUUACCUUUUCCCAGAAGUACUUUUACAAAUGCCAUAAUUUAAUUGAAAUACUGUUCUUAAAUAGUAGUCUUAAUUUCCAACAGAUAUUAGAAAAUGCACAUAUUUGGUGGCAUUGCCUGUAUUUUACUUCCUGUAUUUUACUAGUUAGUCAGUAUAUUUUAAAAUGCUUAAAACUUUUUCAUUGGAGACUUGAUUCCUUAUUUGAAAGUCUACUUGACGAGGCCCGGGGCCCGGGGCCUGCUCUGGUGGAGUGUGGUCUGCGUGCAUCGGGAGAGGUCUUUCCACACCGCGAGUGUGUCAGGCCCCAACUCAGUGCUUUCUGUUUAAUCAGGUCUGAACCAUGAGAGCUAAAGACUCAUUUCUGUUGUGAAUAGCAGCGAAAUCACAUGUAUUCUAAAUUAAUGGUAUGGAAAUCCAAGAGUUAUUUUGAAACUCUGGAACUCUGACAGUACUGCAGAAUUAUGAACGAAUCAGUGUUUUGUACAUUCUGGUAAUGAAAGAACUAUAGUUCCAAAAUUUAUAAAUCUCUCUGCCUUAGAAUUUGUUCUCUAUUUUGAAUUACUUUUUAUACUGUUAUAAAUUUUCCCAGAUUUUCACUUUGGUAGGUCAGCAAAGUUGUGAAACUGCUUCUCAUGGUUUACGAGAUAGGGAGGCUUAGGAGAACUAUUCACUUCCUCAAGUUAUCAGUAAAGCGGAAUGUGCUCUGCGGAGCGCGAACGUUGUUUACAUCACGGGAAGAAGUAUGGGAUGUGUGUUCUCACAGAGUCCGGCUGUGCUCCGCAGAGGACAGUUUCCAGGGCACUGUCAAGAGGUGCUUCAUGAAGACAUUCCUCCUCAGCGUCUCUAAAAUCUGUGCUCAACUACUUAAAAUUUAGUUUUUUCUACCUAAGGACAUUAACAUGAAUAAUAGGGGUGAAUGUGUAGGGAGGAAAGGACGUCCAUGUCGGUUUUUAGAGUUUAGAAUAUUUAGAACUUUGAAUUCAUGUCAGUCGGCAGUCACUUUGAAAACCUACUGCUAAACAUUAAUAUUUCCAUUGUAGCGACCAGAUCAUUUCAGCCAAACAUCAUCUGUUCAGUUUACUGUAAAAUGUUAUGAUCUGGGCACCUGCACAAAAGGUUUCUUUUGAAGGACCGUGACUUCUCGGCCCGCUGGACCGGCGUGGCUCCGUGUGGGGCUGGGUGCAGACUUCUGUCCCCAGGAACCGCGGCCCUCCGCUCGGACACCCGCGCAGCGAAUGCUGCCUCGGCCCGCUCGCACCUGGCUCUUCCCGGGCGUGCUCUGGAAUUAGGGCGGAGGCUGCCCAGAGCCCAGUUUUGGAUUCUGAUCUCCAGGGGUUCCCUGAGAGAACACGGUGGUGACUGGGUUCGGUUCCGAUCCCAGUCAGUGCAGUGCCUCAAGGCUCUGUUCUUGGACGGUGCUGGUGGAAGUGCGGUGUGAGCCACGCGUGAUUUCACACUUAACAUUACAGAGACAGGUGAAAUGCAUUUUCAUUAUAUAUUUCUAUUUAAUUCAGUAUACCCGGUAUGUUAUUUCAACAUGUAAUCAAUAUUAAAAGUUGUCUAGGAGAUAUUUUACUUUUUUUUGUACUUAGUCUUCAAAACCAGUUUGUAUUUUAAUACUUACAGCACAUCUCAAUUGAGACCAACCACCAAGUUCAAGCUCUCAGGGGCCACAUUUGGGCAGUGGCUCCUGUGUUCGUGCCAUUUUACAGCUAGCUCUUCAAAAGGAACACCAUCACGGGUCCAUGAAAACUUCACGAAUGGGCUUUUAAAAGCAUGUUUGAGAGGGGGGAUAUAUGGGAAACUUGUCUUUUAAAAAGAGAAAGGGGGUAGGAAGUAGCUUGUUUGGACUAGUUCACUUUACACAGACAAGCUAUAUUUCUUUUUUUUUUUUAAUAUUUUAUUAUUUAUUUUUAGAGAGAGGGGAAGGAGAAGGAGAGGGAGAGAAACAUCAAUGUGUGGUUUAGCCUCUCUCGCACCCCCUACUGGGGGCCCGCAAUCCAGGCAUGUGCCCUGACUGGGAAUCGAACCCGCAACCCUUUGGUUUGCAGGCUGGUGUUCAGUCCACUGAGCCAUACCAGCCAGUGCAUGUAUUUCUGACCAUUCCAAAAAACUUUAUGUUGCAUCCUGGUGGCAUUGUUGAUACAUCUCAGCCUUCCAGCGACAACAAUAAAGUUGCCCAGGACACGUUCUGUCUGCCCUCAGCAGUCUCCAGAAUGCACAUUCCCUUCGCUGAAGCACAUUGGAUGAUGCCAGUGACUUCAGUUUGGCCCCGCAUUACCUAAUUUAAUUUUGAGAAGCCAGUCUUAAGGGAUUAAAAAGAAGCCCUAUUCAUUCUUUGUGGAGCUAUGUACACAAAAGAAAACCUUGAAUUUUUGGAUUUAAUUUUCAUUCUUAAGAACUCAGAUAACAUUUCUCAAAUGGAGAAAGCAGUAUCAAUUGUUUUGAGGCUUAGUAAAGGACACAAUGUCUAGAACUUUCCACCAUCGAAACCACCCCUCAGGAAAGACAGCCUUUUAACUAGAGACUUCAGAACUAAUGGCUUUCAGGUCUACACCCGACUUCUCCAAAAACAGAGUAUCAGUGGACGUGCCCGCCUUUUGACACGGGCAGUUCCUUGGUCAGAUGCUCCAACUUAAAUACGUGGACCCUCAGUUUAGGAAAGUCAGUGCCAUUGCCAACGCCACACGUGGUAACACAAUCCUUUCAAGAGGUUCGGAAUAUUUGCCAAAUGUUAGGCUCUGCAAAGGUUGCUGAGUUUCUUGCCUUGGCGUGCGGGUGUGAUUGCCGGACUGUACGUCCUGGCUCCCGAAAGUUUAUUUUCUGUGAGCCCAGUGGUGCGGCCAAGAGGGAGGGUGGCCCUCCGUCCGGCGGUGCUCUUGCCCUGACUGCUAAGGCUGCGUUCGCGGGUGGAAUGCUGCGCGAGGCGAGUGCUUCCCAGUGUCCUCUGGAACCACUGUUGGUGAUGGGAAAUUUUUCAUAUUUUAUCAUUUGGGGUGGGGGGAGAAUUGAGCACUUAAUGCUCUUCAAUCUGUUGCAUUUGAGAAUGUAGUUUAGAAAUUCUCCUUUAAAGCCAUGUCAAUACUGAAACAAUAACCACCAGAAAAAUAAGUGUGCAUUAUUUUUUAUUUCACUUUCUGUUUUGUAGUGUAUAUAAACAAAGUAUUAGAAAUAUAUUGCCUUUUGUAAUAAUACUCUUUGACCUGUUGGAGAUGGUUUGCCAUAAAACGUCAGCAGUGGCCUGUUUGCCCUAUAAGUUGGUUUAUUUUAAUGCUUUAUUAUAAUACUGAAGGAAUUUGGCCAACUUUGUUUCUAUCGUCAGAUAAUCUCACAAAAUAAUGUGCUUUAUGCUACCACCUAUUUUCAAUAUUUUAGGCACUAGUUGUCUUACAUUUUCUACUGAGCCUGGUAAUCGGCAACGACCCAAAUAAGUGUGUUUUUUUUCUUCCUUUAAAGUAUUUUAAUUGCCUAUCUUUAAAAAUUGUGUUGCAGAAAGCAACUCAGCCCAGCUUUUCAGCCAUAUCUAACUUUUGAGGAAUGCCCACUUUGAAAAGUGCAGAUGUCUUGGUAGCCUGUGACUUCUGGUGUCCGCCUGUGUGUUCAGUAGACUUGGGGUCAGAACUUGGUCUUGUGCUAGAAAUGGCACCCGUCACUGGUCUAGCUUUGCUGAAUGUUAUUUCCUUUCCUUGGAAAAAGAGGACGUUGGUUUGUUACAAUGGGAUUGUCAGUUAUCAGGUUCCUGGGGAAGACAGUUACUUGCUUCGUUUGUGGCAGCAACUAAAAUAGUCUGAUCACAUAUCACCAUCAUGUGUUAGCAUCAUUAAUUUCAUUUGUUCAUGUUGAUUGGCACUAGAUUUUGAAUUCCCACCAAACCAGUAGAGUGGUGUCAGUUAUUUCUCACCGUGUUAAGUUAUUGCCUGUAAUGGCCAAGUAGACAGAUCUUAAAGCAAUAUGAAGGGAUAUGUGUAUGUUCCAGUGUGUGUGUGUGUGCGCGCACUUUAAUCUGUACAAUUAUCUGGGAUUUUCAUUAUGCUGACUUCAAAACUGUGUGGGCAUUAUAACUUUAUGUACAUUCCAGCUCUUUCUGCAGUCAAAGGUUAGUUUUCUUACACAUUUUCAGCUGCCACUAAUUUUGUUUUUAAAAGAACUAAUGAGGAUUGUACUUUUCAAAGGAGUAAAUGAAAUUAAAAAUUAAGAUUUUGGAUUAUAUACGUAUGCAACUACAUUUUAGUUCUGAGAUAGUGCUUUUUUUUUUUUUUUUUUUUGCUGUUAACAUCUCUCACACAUUGCAGUGCUCACAGUUCGGUAGCUUCUCAAAGGAAGCCUCAGCUUGGACGUAACGCGUACAGGACAAGUGAGGACUGCGGGCAGGUGGUGACCGCUUAGCCCUCCGCCCCGUCUCCGCACUGGGUGGUGGUUUUGCCUUUCACCUGGCAGUCAGUAGUUGUCACUGGCACUAUGCCAUUUUAAAAUUUGCCACUUUUUUUUUUACAAGGUACCCUUUUUAGUUUAUAACAUUUAGAAUGAAAGGUAACUUUAUGCACCUGACAUCAGUUGACUAGUCUCCUUGUCCAGAUACAAUGAGUGGAGGUAGAUGUAAAUCAUGUUGAGAUGGUUUUAUCAUUUUUAUACAUUGUGUGCUUUCCCUUUUUUUUUACUUUUUAACAAGUUCAUUUGUCUUAAUUCUGCCCAGUCACUGACCAAACCAUACGCAGGUGUCUGUGUGGGUUGAGUUUGCUUACACAAGCCACUUCUGUGUAAGCUGCCUUACUCUGCCACAUCGUCGUCCCGUCUGACCUGGCCGUGUCGCGUCGGGGCCCUGGCGCCGACCUCUGAUGUAAAGAUGUAUGAUGUGUAACAAACUAAGUUAUAGCCUGUUGUAACCUAUGGAACAUUUCGUGUAAAUUGUCUAAUUUAUUUUUUCAUUUAUGUACAGUUUCUUAUGUAAAUUUUUAAAAUACCUGUGGCCUGUUCCGGAAACAUCUCCUACUCCUUAAUAUGCUGCUUUGCAUGAAAGACACUUGGGUUUUGCUGGUUCGCAUCGUCUGGCCCCUGAGCCAGCCUCAGUCUCUGCCUUCUUUUCUGUAGUUUAAUAACUUUUUCUAGUGUUGUUCAUACUCUGAGUCAAUGUUAAAGUCCUGCUUAUUUCCUACUUUCCAAAUAAAUUCUCUAAGUUGUUUA